AUGAUGACGACGGCCGACACCACCGACCGCUCCGGCAAUCCCAUACUCAACGAGCAGCGCGCGACGGCCAACUUCUUCGCCACCGGCGCCGGACACGUCAACCCAAUGAAGGCCACUGACCCUGGCCUGGUCUACGACAUCGCCCCCGUCGAUUACAUCGGCUACCUCUGCAGGAUGUACACGACCCAGCAGGUCUCUGUGAUCGCGCGCCGGCCGAUCGACUGCUUGACCACCGUCGUGAUCAGUGACCGCCUGUUGAAUUACCCGUCGAUCUCGGUCGCUUUCCUGGCGCCCUGGAAUUCGACUACGCCGGUGGUGGUAAGGCGGAGGGUGAAGAACGUCGGGGAGGUGCCUUCGGUGUACGACGCGACGAUUGACACGCCGAGCAGCGCCGUAACGUAUACCCGAGGGAGCUGGAGUUCACCGAAGCGAACCAGGAGGUGA
This is a messenger RNA of Aegilops tauschii subsp. strangulata, 444 nucleotides long. RefSeq names its product subtilisin-like protease 3. NCBI's taxonomy places the organism in Eukaryota, Viridiplantae, Streptophyta, Magnoliopsida, Poales, Poaceae. Gene Ontology annotation, biological process: proteolysis. The record is from RefSeq and is a predicted model, not a curated record. Gene Ontology annotation, molecular function: serine-type endopeptidase activity.